UUUGUCGCAAAAUAUUUCAUCUACUAAACUUUUAAUGCAAUAUUUUACAAUUAUACCCUAUAAUCAUUAUUACAUAAUCUGAAACACUAAUAUUGAUAGAUAAUCUGAAACAUAUAUAACAUAAUUAAGAACAAUACAUACUCAUAAAUGAGCUACAUCUAAUCCCAACAACAAGAGAAGUUAGCCAUACAUAGUCAUGGUGAGCUUACAAAGAUGAAGAAAAAAAUAAGUGAAUGAACAUCACACUUGAUGUCUUAAGAUUGGAUGAAUCCACCUUCAAACUCCCUUUAGAAAACCUAAACUUGAAGUUUCUCUCUGUUUUGUUCUGACAAAAAAGUAAUAGAUCUCGUUUUGCAGCAAUUGAUGGUUAUUUAUACAAGUCAGGAAAUUAGAGACUCGCUAAGCGAGGAGUGUCUCGCUAAGCCAGAAAACUUUCUUCAACAAUGGGUUUACUGACACAUGUACCACCGACCACCACAGCAUGCUAAAGGCACGAACUCCCUGCCAAUUUCUCGUUGUUGGCUUGUUGUGGGCUCGCUUAGCGAGGUGAUGAAAUUGGCAGGGAACUUCCUCUUUCUAUGUUCAAAAUUCAAUUCUAAGUUCAAACACCUACAAAAAUGGUUGGGAUAUGGACAUACUAAUCAAAAAUAGAAUAAAAAAAUAUGUACAUUAAAUUGGGAAUUUUCAUAAGGAUAACUUGCAAAAUAAGUUAAUAAGUGCCUUAAUUCAAUACUCCCCCUGUCCCAUAUUAUAAGUAAAAAAAUUCACUUUUUCUUGUCUCAAAUUAUAAGCAAAAGUAAAUAACUUUGAUCAUUUUCAAGAUUUACUUUUACUUAUUCUUAUGAAAUUUAAUGCAAAUUUCAUUUAAUUUACUCUCUCUCUUCUUUUUUCCAUAAUGAAUAACCAAUCAAAAUUCUUUUUACAUCUUCUCAUGAAACUUUUUUCAAGAAAAACACAAAAAGUCAUACUUCAAAUUAUCACAUUUCACUUUUCUUAAUAAGUGUGAAAUUUUUUUUCUGCUUAUAAUAUGGGAAUGGGACGGAAGGAGUACAUAAAUUAACUACUUUUUGGCCCUUAUCACCAUUCAAGCCCCCCUCAUACCUUCAGCAAAAUUACCAAUAUUAUGUUGAGUAUCCAAUUUAAAAUUAUCUAGCUUACGAUAAAUUUCUCCCACCUUACAACCAAUUUAUCAACCAAGUUUUCACCAUUUAUGAUCCCUCUUUCUAUCACCAAGUUGUGUCUAGCCCUGAGUGGAGAAAGGCUAUGGCAGAGGAAAUUGUUGCUUUGGAAUCCAAUAAUACUUGGACUGUGCGAUCAUUACCACCUGAAAAAAAAGGUUGUGGGUUAUAGAUUGAUUUACAAGGUUAAGUACAGAGCUGAUGGCGCCACACUAGAUCGUUACAAGGCUUGACUAGUUGCUCAAGGUGAAAAUAAGUGGAAAAAUAAAAUGAGGGAAACUGAAAAUAAGUGAAAAAGAUAUCUGGCAUUGCUAUGAGUCACACAGACGCGGUUGAAACUGCCGGUAAUAGACCACCAAAACCUAUUUUUUCUUCUCCUACUAGAUCAAUACUAGAAUCUUCAGCUUCAUGAAAUUUUAUUGGGGCAAGUUUUCCACACUGCAUUAUUUGUGUGGGUCUAUUCAGUUGACUAAUUGCUUUUUUGGUUAGUUGUCCAAACUUGAUUUCUAUUUAUUGAAACUAGAUAUUCAAACUUCUCAUUAAAUGUGCGGAUGAGUGCUACACCAAACACAGAGUCACAGACUAAUCAUAAUAUAACAUCCUUCUUUUCUAGUAGCAAGAAAAAGAAAAAAAAAACUUCCUUCUUUUCUUCCUUGUUUGUUAUCAACAUAAUGGAUAAUAAUAAUAAUCAUAAUCAUAUCCUUAUGUUCUCAAAUAUUACAUACAUCUCCUUCUUUGUAAUAGUAAUAAUAAUAAUCACUUUUUUUCCAACACAAUCCCACUCUCAACCACAACAACCUCAAUCAGUUAACAAUUAUUCAAGUUGUGCAGAAUCCUACUCCUACAACUGCGGUAGCAUCUCCGACAUCUCUUAUCCAUUCUGGGGACAAGAUCGUCCUUCUUACUGCGGUGCCGGCAAACUUUUUUACCUUAACUGCUACAAUAACAGCAUUACUACCAUUCAAUUAUUCUCACAAAACUUUACAGUACUUGAUAUUUACACACAAAUUCAUACCAUGGUACUAAAAAGAACAGAUCUUUCACAAAAUCUCUGUUCUCCUCAAUUUAAUGAUACUCAUUUCAAUCCAACUUUGUUUCAAUAUCCACAACAAAUUGUCAACAACAUCACCAUAUAUUAUAAUUGUAAUUCCACUGUCUCUCAAUAUAUACUUGAAAAUUCUCUAUGUGGAUCUCUCAACCCUUCUUUCUGUUAUACCGGCGGCGAUGGUGAUGAGCAAGAUGGAUUGUUAAGGAAUUGCAAGAAACAUAUUCAAGUGCCAGUGGGACUAGAUUUUCCUAUAAAGGAAGAUUAUUAUGGUUAUUUUAAGCGUGAUGUUCUUGAAAGUGGUUUGAACAAAGGAUUUGAGUUGAAGUAUAGUGUGAAUCAGGAAUGUUUAAGUUGUUUGGGAAAUAGUGAAAUACUAGUAGAAAAUUGUACAUUGAAAAACAAUAAUGAUAUAGAGAAACUUGCAGUGUCUUCUUGCUAUUAUGAUAAUUGUCUAUCUGGAUCCAAUGUUUUUCCCACAAACUGUUCUCCUCUUCACAAAAAUAGUAAGCCGUUAAGCUGGCAAAGGAAAAUGAAAGCUAUCGCAGGAAGUGCAAGUGGAACAUUUGUUGGAUUAUCGAUAUGUAUCAUUAUCAUUUAUUUCAUAUACAAGUUCAUAAAGAAUAAUCAAGAGAUCACAAAUUCUGAUAAAGGCAUUGAAGCAUUCUUAAAAACUCAUGAAGGAUUUACCAUAAGAAGAUACAAAUUCUCAGAUAUAAAGAAAAUGACCAACAACUUUGAAGUCAAACUAGGACAAGGUGGCUAUGGUACUGUAUACAAAGGAAAGCUAAUCAACGACCGCCUUGUGGCCGUAAAGAUAUUGAAUGCAUCCAAAGGAAAUGGUGAAGAUUUUAUGAAUGAGGUUUCUAGCAUUACUAAGACCUCUCACAUUAAUGUUGUUGCCCUUCUUGGAUUUUGUUUUGACCGUCGCAAAAAAGUUUUGAUAUAUGAAUUAAUGUCCAAUGGUUCGCUUGAUAAAUUUAUUUACAACAACCAACCUGGAGCCAUUCAAUCUCUGAGUUGGGAGAUUCUUUAUCAAAUUGCUAAAGGGAUAGCUCGAGGUCUAGAAUACUUGCAUAGGGGAUGUAGCACACGAAUUUUACAUUUUGAUAUCAAACCACAUAACAUUCUUUUAGAUGAGAAUUUUUGUCCAAAGAUAUCGGAUUUUGGGCUAGCAAGACUUUGUCCCAAGAAAGAGAGCAUUAUUUCAAUGUCGGAUGCUAGAGGGACAAUGGGAUAUGUAGCUCCUGAAUUGUGGAAUAGAAAUUUUGGAGGUGUUUCACAUAAGUCUGAUGUUUAUAGUUUCGGAAUGAUGCUGAUGGAAAUGGUUGGAGGGAGGAAAAAUAUUAUUGCUGAUGCAAGUCAAACAAGUGAGAUUUACUUUCCUCAUUGGGUAUACAAUAGGCUUGAUCUAGGCACUGAUUUGAUACCGGGCGAAAUGAUUGCCACAGAAGAUGAGAUCGCAAAGAGAAUGAGCAUUGUAGGAUUAUGGUGCAUUCAACCAUUUCCAAAUGAUAGACCUACAAUGAGUAAAGUAAUUGAAAUGUUAGAAGGCAACAUGAAUUCAUUGGAAAUACCACCAAAACCUCUCCUUUCUUCUCCUACUAGAUCAGUACCAUAAUCUUUAGUUUCAUUUUUGGGGUAAGUUUUCCACGCUGCACUAUUUAUGAUAAUUGUUGUAUAGUAUUUUACUAUAUGCUAAACUGUUGUAAAUUCUAAUACACUAUUUAUGAUAAUACUGUAUGAUAAUUGUUGUAUAGUAUUUUACUA
Molecule: messenger RNA, 3993 nt
Organism: Trifolium pratense (red clover)
Lineage: Eukaryota; Viridiplantae; Streptophyta; Magnoliopsida; Fabales; Fabaceae
Product: LEAF RUST 10 DISEASE-RESISTANCE LOCUS RECEPTOR-LIKE PROTEIN KINASE-like 2.3
Exons: 3
Coding region: 1730-3844 (704 amino acids)
Biological process (GO): protein phosphorylation
Molecular function (GO): protein kinase activity; polysaccharide binding; ATP binding
Source: RefSeq, a predicted model, not a curated record